AAAAUUACACUCAGCACCAGCAUAAAUGAAAAAUUUAUAAAGGAGGAUAAAUAAUCAACUGAAAAUGGAUCAACCUGACGAUCACUUUCGUUACAUAUAUAGUUCCGAUUUGGAUGAGCGUGUGCAGAUAAAAGUUGGUACUCUUGAGGGCAAAAAACGCCAGCCUGAUUACGAAAAGCUGCUCGAUGACCCCAUACUUCGCUUUUCCGGCCUAUACUCGGAGGAAUACCCUGCAUUUCAGCUCUUAUAAGGCGUUUGGCAAGCGAUGGAGCUGGAACGAGUGGGUGACAUUGCCUUUGCUCUUCUCCGACUUGCCACGAACUGCCGUGCUGGUGCUCACCAUUCUGGACUGCUCGGGGGCUGGUCAAACAACUAUCAUUGGAGGCACAGCAAUUUCAUUGUUUGGCAAGGAUGGCAUGUUCCGCCAGGGAAUGUAUGAUUUGCGGGUCUGGCUUGGUGUUGAAGGAGAUGGAAGUUUUCCCACCAAAACACCGGGCAAGGGAAAGGAAUCAUCCAAGUCGCAAAUGCAACGCUUGGGAAAAUUAGCCAAGAAACAUCGCAAUGGACAGGUCCAAAAAGUGGACUGGCUAGAUCGUCUCACAUUCCGCGAAAUCGAAGUGAUAAACGAGCGGGAAAAACGCAUGUCCGACUACAUGUUCCUUAUGAUUGAAUUCCCCACCGUCACGCUGGAUGAUGUGCAUAAUUACUCGGUGGUCUACUUCGAACCAGAAAGCUGUAAAUCCGACAGGCUUGUGCCAAAACCAAGACUCGUCUCUGUUCCAGAUUCAGAGAUUUUAGUGGAAAACCUCGUGGAACGCAAACAUCAUUGCUUGGCGCGUUCGGAACGGUCACGCAUUUCCGAUCGAGAUGCCAAGCCGACUGCUAGCAUACGCGAUCAAUUACACACAAUUGUUUAUAGAUAUCCACCCACCUGUACGCUGAGCAGCGAAGAGCAAGACUUAAUUUGGAAAUUCCGUUUUUACUUAUCUACACACAAGAAGGCGCUAACAAAGUUCCUAAAGUGCAUUAACUGGAAGUUAAAGGAUGAGGUAAUGCAAGCACUCUGGAUGCUUUCCAACUGGGCCCCUAUGGAUGUGGAGGAUGCGCUUGAACUCUUGAGUCCAGCAUUUACACACCCGGAGGUGCGCAAGUACGCUAUCAGUCGCUUGGCCCAAGCGCCUGACGAGGACCUGCUUCUCUAUUUACUUCAACUAGUGCAGGCCUUGAAAUAUGAGAAUCUCCACGAGAUUGCUCAAUUAUACAAGUGCAUUUUUCCCGAUCGUGAUGUUUCAAUGCUUGACGAGACCGGAUCAAUGUUGGAGCGAAGUUCCAUUUCGGAUUUGAGUGGCACGACCAGUGGCCUGCAUGCCUCUGUUAUACCAGCUAAUCAGCGAGCAGCAAGUAUGUUGGCGGCCAUCAAAGGCGAGAAGUCAAGCACGGGACCUUUUAAGGCUAGCAUUUCAGUUUCCCGAGCCGAUCAGGGUGAUGGUAAUGGAGCAACAUCUGUUGCAGAUGGGAAUCCAUCAAUGGGAUCAGCCGGUUCGGAUAACUCCAAUACACUUAUGCUUGCUGAUGGUGUUAGUGCCUCGCCCAUAACCCUCUGCACAUUCCUGAUACAGCGCGCAUGCAGAAACGCCACUUUAGCCAACUAUUUCUACUGGUACUUGUCUAUUGAGGUGGAAAAUGUGGAAUCGGUCCGGAAACAGGAUGAGCGAGCCCAUGAUAUGUAUGAUAUGGUAUUAAAAAUGCUGCUAAAAGCGCUCGAGAAUGGAAACUUUCAACAACGUGGUAUUUAUCACAAUCUAAAGAAACAGAAAGUUUUCAUCGAGGAACUCGUGAAGCUAGUAAAGCAAGUAGCCAAGGAAACAGGAAAUCGCAACAAAAAAACCGAAAAGUUUCAAAAUCUUUUAGCCGAACAGAAUAUGUUUAAAGUGAAUUUUACGAGUUUUGGGCCAAUACCAUUCCCGCUAGAUCCAGAAAUUUGGAUAACCAAAAUAGUGCCAACGCGCACUACACUUUUUAAAAGCGCCCUUAUGCCGGCUAAGCUUACCUUUGUUACGUCGAUUGCCCAAUAUGAAUAUGUAGCUAUUUUCAAGCAUGGUGAUGAUCUGCGUCAGGACCAGCUUAUAUUACAAAUGAUCACCCUCAUGGACAAGUUGCUUCGUCGGGAGAACCUUGACUUAAAAUUGACCCCAUACAAGGUGCUGGCCACUAGCUCCAAACACGGCUUACUUCAGUAUGUAGAGUCUUGCACCGUGGCCGAAGUAUUGGCUCGGGAGGGCAACAUACAUAACUUCUUUAGACGUCACAAUCCUUGUGAAAAUGGACCUUAUGGAAUAUCAGCCGAAGUUAUGGACACAUAUAUAAAAAGCUGUGCCGGAUAUUGUGUUAUUACCUAUUUACUGGGCGUUGGAGAUCGCCAUUUGGAUAAUUUACUGCUGACUACCAAUGGCAAGCUAUUCCACAUUGAUUUCGGAUAUAUUUUGGGUCGCGAUCCCAAACCGUUGCCGCCUCCCAUGAAACUAAGCAAGGAAAUGGUCGAGGCCAUGGGAGGCGUCAGCUCUGAGCAUCAUCAUGAGUUCCGCAAGCAAUGUUACACAGCAUUUUUGCAUCUGCGGCGACAUGCCAAUGUCAUGCUUAAUCUUUUCUCAUUGAUGGUGGAUGCAACCGUUCCGGAUAUUGCGCUUGAGCCCGACAAAGCUGUGAAGAAAGUCGAGGAAAAUUUGCAAUUGGGUCUGACCGACGAGGAGGCAGUGCAGCAUCUACAGAGCCUGCUGGACAUAUCUAUAACAGCAGUAAUGCCAGCGCUUGUGGAGCAUAUACAUAAAUUGGCUCAAUACUGGCGGAAGUAGAUGAUCUUUUAUUUUACUUAGCACUAAGAUAUUUUAGCCCAUAUCCAUAGGAUAAAUGUAAAUUAACUCUUUGUAUAAACACACAAUUAAAUACUUUUUAAAAUUAUGUUAAAUCCAAA
Molecule: messenger RNA, 2971 nt
Organism: Scaptodrosophila lebanonensis
Lineage: Eukaryota; Metazoa; Arthropoda; Insecta; Diptera; Drosophilidae
Gene: Pi3K59F
Product: phosphatidylinositol 3-kinase catalytic subunit type 3
Exons: 9
Coding region: 186-2852 (888 amino acids)
Biological process (GO): autophagy of peroxisome; phosphatidylinositol-3-phosphate biosynthetic process; endocytosis
Cellular component (GO): phosphatidylinositol 3-kinase complex, class III, type I; cytoplasm; phosphatidylinositol 3-kinase complex, class III, type II
Molecular function (GO): 1-phosphatidylinositol-3-kinase activity
Source: RefSeq, a predicted model, not a curated record